AUUUGCAUGUGCUGAGUGUCUAUCUCCACGUUCAAUUAAGAGUUUUAGUCCCGGACUCCUACUUUGUUUUGGCUUUGGGGCUGCGUGAUGAACGCUCUUGGCGGCCACGGGCUGAUGUAAUUUGCAUGUCUUGGACCACCACAUCCACUCUCCCCGUCUUCUCUCUCUCAAGUCAACUCUAUCUCUGCUUCCAUCAUCCACUUCUCUCUUCGCUUGCUUGUUGUUGUCCCAUCUCUCCGACCCGAUACUAUGCAUUCUGCCUCAUACCACCAAGCCACCGCUCACCCUCCUUUGGUUUAGGACCAUCCUGUCUAACGAUGUGUCUGUCUCGGCAACAGCCACUCUAAUUCUUGAGCGCAUGGCCACAUUUGCCUCUUGUGGUCUUCUAUUCUACAUCCCAGAGGCCGUUAUUUCUAUCCCUACUCAAUCCACUAACUGACGAUUUGCACGGCCACAUCGGAAUAUUAUUCUUUACUUGAUCCUUAUUGUUAUCUUGAGUCUCCCUUACUUCUCUCCAUUAGCGUCACUUCGAAUCUUGCUCUCAUCCCCCUUCUUGCAAGGACCUACGAGCUGCGUGUGCUCACCUCCGCAUCGUCCUCUUGCCCCGGCUAUCUACGCUUCGGUCCGAUCUGCCAUGGGUAACUCACAGACCAAAGAGACGCGAUCGUCUCUCUCCCAGUCGAGUCGCAGACACCAUCCAUCGGCACAUUCUAGCAGUCGCGGGAGGUCUCCAUAUGGCGGUCGUUACGGAGACAGCGGAAAUGGACCGGAUCUCUCCUUUCUCGGAAUAGGCGGAAGUUCUGACAGACAUGCUGCGACACUUGAACAUCGCCGAGAAACGAAACAGGAACGAGAGGCACGCCGAUUGGAAAAGGAACGAGUGGCUCGAGUUAAGGAGCGGGAGCGUAGUAUGAAGGAGGAACACGUCGAUGGAGGCUAUCUGGUUACACAAGGUGUCUACGUUGGAACAGAGGAUUUUAAUAAAGCUGUGGUUCGACGAUUGAUGAUCGAAAGGCGUCUGGCCCCUUUUUGGAGAGGCCUCAAUGAUUUCUCUGAGUCUUGGAUUGAACACCAACUCGUCGCUGCCGCACGAGGCUUGCCGAUCCCACCGCCGGAUGAAGUCCCUCCUGAACUGGAAUGCAAGUUCCCAAACGCCGGGGGCCGGGCUGAGCAAUUGGAACGUUGUACCCUGCCGAUUACUUCGCGGUCCCGCUCUUAUAACUCUGAUGGUUCCCAAUCACCGGCCGCGACCCAGCCUGUCUCUGGUACUUCAAGUACUCAGUUUAGGAGCCGAGCGAAGACACUCGCAUCUCUGACUACGUCUCUAAAAUCUGGUUCUCAAGUCGACUUGGCCCCUCGCGAAAUACAACUCCCACGUGAUCCAUUCGUUAAUGGACAGCCUAUUGAGGCGUAUCUUUACAAGAAUGCGGUUGAGUGCCCAAUUUGCUUUCUUUACUACCCUCCCUAUUUGAACCGUACAAGAUGCUGCGACCAACCCAUCUGUUCGGAAUGUUUUGUGCAAAUAAAACGCCCCGACCCUCAUCCUCCGGAGCAUGGGGAAACGGACCGUAAUUCGGGCGCUGAGGGUGAUAAUUCAGGCUCUUCAGAUUGCCAGCUUGUGUCGGAACCAUCUGCCUGUCCGUUCUGCGUGCAACCUGAAUUUGGAGUAACUUACACACCCCCUCCUUUCCGCAGAGGCCUUGCCCACGCUCUCGACCCAAACGCCAGACUAGCUAUGAAUGCCACGUCUUCAGCGUCGUCCACUUCAUCUCUCCCACCUGGAGAUGCUCUUCCCACUACGGGACGUCGACGCGGCGCUUCACUUUCCGCCAAUGAUCCUGCGGUGGUCACGACUGAUAAGAUUCGUCCAGAUUGGGCGCAGAAACUAUCUAACGCGCGAGCACAGGCCUCUCGGAGAGCAGCAGCAGCAACCGCUCUUCAUACGGCAGCAUACCUGAUGAAUUCGAAUGGUAGUGAUUCUCGUUUUGGUCUAGGGAGAAGGAGCGGCGCGAGAAGAACAGGCCGGGCCGAUGGUCAGGGAAGCGCUGGUCGUUCCGGCUCUCCAGCGCUUAAUGCGCUAGCAUUUUUGACCGAAAGACGCCACGAAGCCGACUACCCGGAAGAAGAAUCUGGGAGCUUAGCUCCACCGCGUGGCAGCUCAAGGCGUACUCGGAUAGAUGACUUGGAAGAAAUGAUGAUGAUGGAGGCAGUAAGACUGAGCUUAGCCAGUGAGGAAGAACGGCGUAAGAGGGUAGAGAAAGAGGCAAGGAAGGAUGCUAAGAAGAGGGAAAAGGACGCCAAGAAAGCGGACAAAGUCUCUCGCAGAAACGGGUUGCUCAAUAAUAACGCUGGUGGCUCAGCUUCCGACGCGUCGGCUGGGAGCGGACUGAAAGAGGUGGCAAGCAGUUCUUCGUCCGUCCUUGGUGAUGAAACUACAUCUGCAGAGAAGGGGAAGGGAGUGGAUCGCGUGUCACCGUCAGCGACGACAACUGCUGUCGAUCAGAGUCCUGCAGCCACGUCUUCUAAUACAGCAAAACCAGUUGAGACCGUACCCAUCAAUACGGCAGAGCGAAGUUCGCCUUCGGAUUCCGGCACUCAACCAUCCCCUGCUGAGCCCUCUAAGCAAUCGUGUUUGCGGAAUGUCUCAAGUGCGUCUUCGUCGUUCUCGUCGCUCGUGGAACAAAACGCAGACGAGCGCGUCAGUCCGUAUUCGUCAGCGGAUGGAAGCAGUGCGUCUCUCGAGCCAAUGUUCAACUUCCGGAGCCUGGCAGCUAUGAUUGGAGAUGAAGAUAAACCGACAGAAUCUGCGGAACACACUGAGGAGAUAGCUUCGAAGCCGGAAGUCGGAAGCUCUGCAAGUAGCUUUCCUUCUGACAACCAGAGUCCUCCCAGACUGCCGCAGCUCGAGCUCGAGCAUAUCACGCCGUUGCAAGAAUCAAUGGUCUCUCAAGAGAAUCGAGAAUGUCUCAUACCCAAGGAGCUUGAGACUAGCUCGAUAGAGAUAACGAAUGCCACGCCGAAUGCGGAAGCUACAUCUUGAAGGCUCUUAGUCUAGGGCGGUUCUCUUUUUUCCUUCAUUUUUUGUCCUUCACACGUGUUUUGUGUCUCUUUUCUUUCUCUACAGUCCUAUCUUCAGCUACAAGUAUUCGGCGUCAAGCAGUGUGGGAAUGGGACUCGCUGGCGCAUCAGGUUCUUUCUUUUGGUUAAAAGCGACCACGGCAUUGUCUUUUUUUUUUCUUUUUCACUCAUUCACUCAUUCAUGUCGCAGGCCUGGCCUUUCUUUUUCUCGGAUAGAGUGCUUCUUUUUUGUUCUUUGACGAUGAGAUCGCAUAUUCUUACUGUCCCGGUUUCUCAACCUCCCUGGGAAUUUUACCAACAGUGUAUUCUGGUGAAUUUGGACAGUUUAGUGCUAUACGACCGUAUAUCAAAAAUGUCUUGUAUUAAAUGGCGUUUGAUGUACAGCGUAGAUGGGCUGGAGACGCGACAGCCGAGAUAGGACGCGUAUUAUUAUUCGUUUAGUUAUGCUACACGGAGUAGACUCCGUAUUUAAUAUACGGAGAUGAUGAGCUGAG
This is a messenger RNA of Monascus purpureus, 3572 nucleotides long. The record is from the annotation of a GenBank genome assembly. Lineage: Eukaryota; Fungi; Ascomycota; Eurotiomycetes; Eurotiales; Aspergillaceae.